Hydra vulgaris (swiftwater hydra) is the source of this 1536-nucleotide messenger RNA. RefSeq names its product lysine-specific demethylase 8. Gene Ontology annotation, molecular function: histone H3K36 demethylase activity. The record is from RefSeq and is a predicted model, not a curated record. Gene Ontology annotation, cellular component: nucleus. NCBI's taxonomy places the organism in Eukaryota, Metazoa, Cnidaria, Hydrozoa, Anthoathecata, Hydridae.
AUAUAACAAGUUAUAUUUAAAUGGCACUGAUCUCAAAAUAUACAAGUUAUAUUUUGAGAUCAGUGUUAAAUGGUUUUCGUAAUUAUUUUUAUGUUAAAUUUCCGUAAUUAUUUUUAAGUUAAUUAUUUCUACGUUAUUUCUACGUUAAAAAUACCGUAAUUAUUUCUACGUUAAAUGUUAAACAGAAUAAUAUAAAAAUAAAAAGCAGUGAGUUGAAGAAUUGACCUCCUUUUGAUGUUUUUUUAAGUAACAUUGGAGAUCAUCAUGUUUGAUUUUGAUGAUAUUGUCAAUGAAAUAAAUAAAGAAACAAUACCAAACGAGCUUCUUUUACUUAAUGAAUGUUUUCUUGCAAAGCAAUGCAAGAAUUCGUUGAUUGCUUUCUUAAAUAAUGAUUUUUUGAAUGCUGCAACGCUUUCUCAAAGCUUGUUGGAUGUUGCUUGGGAAGAAUUAAAUACUGGGCAUUGGAGUAACGUUAAUAUCACCUGGAGGCAUUUGUAUACUUUUGCAUCACUCAUAAAAGCAUUAUCUUUAGCCAAAAUGGAGUUAUUUCAGCCAGCGAUUCACGCAUGUGAUAUGGGACUUAUGAUGGGUGCACCAAUAUUUAAAAACAUUCUAGCACGUGUAGUUUCAAGGAUAACUUGUUAUAUGAAUUUAUGUCAAAAUGUUAUAAACAGUGCUCAAGAUAGUAAAAAUUCAUUUGACUCAUAUGGUUCAUAUGAUGAUCAUAUGCCAGUUGAAAAAAAAAAAAAGGAUAGUUAUCCACAACUUUCCAUAAAUCACGUUAUAAAACGUAUUACAUCUCCUUCCUUGCUUCAUUUUGAACAAACAUAUAUGUCUAAUGAAAUUCCUAUAAUUAUAUCAGACGGUGUACAACAUUGGCCUGCCUUUUCAAAUAGGAAAUGGGAUAUUAGUUACAUUAAAAAAGUUGCUGGUUCAAGAACAGUGCCUAUUGAAGUAGGAGAUAAGUAUACUUCUGAAAAUUGGACCCAAAAAUUAAUAAGUGUAGGUGAGUUUAUUGAUAAGUAUAUAUGUACGAAUAACAAAAUUGGUUAUUUGGCCCAGCAUCAGUUGUUUGAGCAAAUACCAGAACUUCGUGAUGAUAUAUGUAUACCAGAUUAUUGCUGUAUAUCUGAGCAAGAAAACAAUAGAGUAAUGACACAUGCAUGGUUUGGACCAAAAGGAACAGUUUCUCCUUUACAUCACGAUCCAUAUCAUAAUUUGUUUGUGCAGGUUUUAGGUGAAAAAUAUAUUCGUUUAUAUGAUCGUAAAGAUUCUGAAAAUCUUUAUCCGCAUGAAUCACAGAUGCUUAACAAUACAAGUCAAGUUGAUUUAGAAAACGUAGAUGCAGAAAAAUUCCCACUGUUUUUACAAACAAAUUAUGUUGAAUGUGUCCUUAAACAAGGUGAAAUGUUGUAUAUACCGCCUAAAUGGUGGCAUUAUGUACGUUCCCUUGAAACAAGUUUUUCUGUUAGUUUUUGGUGGUAAUUUUUUUGAUUUAAUUCAGCUAAUAAAAAAUUUGUGUAUAUAUAUAUAUAU